UACUUAUUAGAUGUUAUGUAUUGAAAGAUAACAAAUCAAUGAAUAAUAGAAUCCAAACUCAUAUUUCUGCAGUUCUUCGAAGGAGCGCUGUAUAAGAUGGAAAAAGAAACAUCUUCAAGAACGUUCAAUAGUGGAAAUAGCACCACAAAUAAUACGACGGGACGCAUCAAGAAAGUAAAAUUCUCCAGCGAAAAUAUUACCUUUGGGACAGAAGUUUGUGAUAGUCUAAGGGACUGUUGCCUAGAGAGCGAUCACGCAGAUAAUCAUCAUCUUCAGCAAUAUCAUCUCAAUAAGAGCAAUAACAACAAUAAUAAAAUCGAGGAUAUGAGCAGCGCUGUAGUAGCAGAAAAAAAUGACAGACCGAGCUUUUUGGUAGGCUUGUUUCAUAGAAUUUUUAGUGGCUCUAAUUUAGAAGAGGUGGGCGAUGAUAUUGAUAUUGAUAUUCCAUCCAACAAUCCUCAUGAAUCGGGAGAAUCAAAUGAUGAAUUCAUACAAAACACGAGCACAGACACCGGCGAUGUAGCAGACAAACGUACUCGUUUAAGGCCCAGUAUGUCAAGGGGCGCCGGCCUCAGUCAAGAUCGUUUGCUCGACCGUGAUUUUCAUAUAGCUACACCUGAAGAAUUUGUUAAGAAAUUUGGUGGUAUACGCGUUAUAAAUCGUAUCCUAAUAGCCAAUAAUGGCAUUGCAGCAGUCAAGUGUAUGCGUUCAAUACGCCGUUGGUCAUACGAAAUGUUCAAAAAUGAGAGGGCUAUACGUUUUGUAGUCAUGGUAACGCCGGAAGAUUUGAAGGCGAACGCUGAGUACAUAAAAAUGGCCGAUCAUUACGUCCCUGUCCCUGGAGGAUCUAAUAAUAAUAACUAUGCAAAUGUUGAGCUGAUUGUUGACAUAGCUUUGCGUACACAAGUUCAGGCUGUUUGGGCUGGCUGGGGUCACGCUUCAGAAAAUCCGAAAUUGCCUGAGUUAUUGCAUAAACAAAAUUUAGUUUUUUUAGGCCCACCAGAACGUGCCAUGUGGGCCUUGGGCGAUAAAGUAGCCUCUUCAAUUGUAGCACAAACAGCUGACAUUCCUACUUUGCCUUGGUCUGGAUCCGAAUUAAAAGCUCACUACAGUGGCAAAAAAAUUAAAAUAUCCAGUGAUUUGUUUGCACGCGGUUGUGUAAGUAAUGCUGAACAAGGCCUGGCUGCCGCCCAUAAAAUUGGAUUUCCUGUCAUGAUUAAAGCUUCAGAAGGCGGAGGUGGCAAAGGUAUACGUCGUGUGGAUACGUCUGAGGACUUUCCUGCUCUCUUUCGGCAAGUUCAAGCCGAAGUACCCGGUUCACCUAUAUUUGUAAUGAAGUUGGCGCGUGGUGCUCGACAUUUGGAAGUACAACUUUUGGCUGAUCAGUACGGCAAUGCUAUCAGUUUAUUCGGUCGCGAUUGUUCAAUCCAGCGACGCCAUCAAAAGAUUAUUGAAGAAGCCCCUGCUAUAGUCGCCAAACCGGAGGUUUUUGAAAACAUGGAGAAGGCUGCAGUACGCUUAGCUAAAAUGGUGGGGUAUGUUAGCGCCGGUACAGUAGAAUAUCUCUACGACAGUGAAGGUCAAUACUUUUUUCUUGAAUUAAAUCCUCGUCUGCAAGUCGAACAUCCAUGUACAGAAAUGGUGGCUGACGUUAAUUUGCCCGCCUGCCAACUACAAAUUGGUAUGGGAAUUCCUUUGUAUCGGCUCAAGGAUAUACGUCUGCUUUAUGGAGAAUCCCCCUGGGGCACUUCUGUUAUUGAUUUCGAAAAUCCUUCUCAUAAACCAAGACCAUCAGGCCACGUUAUCGCUGCUCGUAUAACUUCUGAAAAUCCUGACGAGGGCUUUAAGCCGAGUUCAGGUACCGUGCAGGAACUGAAUUUUCGCUCCAGUAAAAACGUAUGGGGUUAUUUUAGCGUGGCUGCUUCUGGAGGGUUGCAUGAAUUUGCAGACUCCCAAUUUGGUCAUUGCUUUUCAUGGGGCGAAAAUCGUCAACAGGCUCGCGAGAAUUUGGUGAUUGCGCUUAAAGAGCUUUCCAUACGCGGUGAUUUUCGUACUACUGUAGAAUAUUUAAUCACUUUGUUGGAAACAAAUAGCUUUCUAGACAAUUCUAUUGAUACUGCCUGGUUAGAUGCCUUAAUAGCCGAGCGCGUGCAAUCAGAAAAACCAGAUAUUCUGUUAGGCGUUAUGUGCGGAGCUUUGCAUAUAGCAGAUCGCCACAUCACCGAGGCCUUUUCCAGUUUUCAAAAUUCUUUGGAAAGAGGACAGAUUCAAGCUGCCAACACUUUGACCAAUGUUCUCGACGUAGAGCUAAUUAAUGACGGCAUACGCUAUAAAGUGCAGGCCGCAAAAAGUGGUCUAAACUCUUACUUUUUACUCCUGAAUAGUUCCUUUAAAGUGAUUGAAGUCCAUCGCCUCUCGGAUGGAGGUCUGCUACUCUCGCUCGAUGGCGCCUCUUACACUACUUACAUGAAAGAAGAGGUGGAUCGUUAUCGCAUAGUUAUUGGGAACCAAACAUGUGUUUUUGAAAAAGAAAAUGAUCCCUCUCUGCUACGUAGUCCUUCAGCUGGUAAAAUUAUUAAUCUUUUGGUAGAAGAUGGGGCCCAUGUCAAUAAAGGUCAGGCUUACGCUGAAAUUGAAGUUAUGAAAAUGGUAAUGACUCUCACUUCGCAAGAAUGUGGUACUGUCUCCUUCCUAAGACGAGCGGGGGCUGUAGUAGAGGCUGGUUCUUUAUUGGGCCAUCUAGAAUUAGAUGAUCCUUCUUUGGUUACGAAAGCUCAACCCUAUAGAGGUCAAUUUCUACAGCCUGAAAAUACUCCUGUGCCUGAAAAGCUCAAUCAUAUUCAUAACACUUACAAAGCGAUAUUGGAAAAUACUUUGGCCGGUUAUUGUUUACCCGAACCAUAUAAUGCCCAACGUUUAAGAGAUGUUAUAGAAAAGUUCAUGCAGAGUUUACGUGACCCCUCAUUACCUCUUUUGGAGUUGCAGGAAGUAAUAGCUUCCAUUUCUGGACGUAUUCCUAUUUCAGUGGAGAAGAAGAUACGUAAAUUGAUGACCCUCUACGAACGUAAUAUAACCAGUGUUUUGGCUCAAUUUCCCUCGCAGCAGAUAGCCAGUGUUAUUGAUUCUCACGCCGCUACCUUGCAGAAACGUGCAGAUCGCGAUGUGUUCUUCCUCACCACACAAAGUAUAGUUCAGUUGGUACAAAGAUAUCGAAACGGCACACGAGGGCGUAUGAAAGCCGCUGUUCAUGAAUUGUUGCGUCAAUAUUAUGAUGUGGAGUCACAGUUCCAACACGGCCAUUACGAUAAAUGUGUGGGCUUAAUUCGUGAAAGAAACAAAGAUGACAUGCAAACUGUUGUCAACACGAUAUUUUCACAUUCUCAGGUAGCAAAAAAAAAUCUUUUAGUAACUCUGCUCAUUGAUCAUUUGUGGUCUAAUGAGCCUGGGUUGACAGACGAAUUAGCUAAUACUCUCAGUGAGCUCACUUCCCUCAACCGCGCUGAACAUUCACGAGUUGCUUUACGUUCACGACAAGUAUUAAUUGCUGCCCAUCAGCCAGCUUACGAAUUGAGACACAAUCAAAUGGAAUCUAUUUUCUUAUCUGCUGUGGAUAUGUAUGGCCACGACUUUCAUCCUGAGAAUUUGCAACGUCUUAUUUUAUCGGAGACUUCUAUCUUUGAUAUACUUCAUGAUUUUUUUUACCAUUCCAAUCGAGCCGUUUGCAACGCCGCCUUAGAGGUGUACGUAAGGCGGGCGUAUACUUCUUAUGAGCUCACUUGUUUGCAACAUUUGGAAUUAUCCGGUGGCUUACCAUUAGUACAUUUCCAAUUUCUGUUACCAACCGCUCAUCCUAAUAGACUAUUCCUGCGCAUGGCUCAAGAAGGCUCCGAUCAACCGUCCGACAGUUCCCCUACAUCAUUUAUUCGAACGGGCUGUAUGUCGGCCUUUGAUUCUUUUGAACAUUUCGAAAUUAAUUCUGACGAGAUUUUGGAUUUGCUAGAAGAUUUGGCGUCGCCUGCUAUGGUUAAUGCCAAGGUUUUGGAAGCAGUUGAAGCAGUCGACUCAAUCUCUGAUGGGCGUUUAAGCACAUCUAUAAAUGUGUCUUUGUCGGACCCUAUAACGCGAGCUAACGCUGCUGAAGAAGCUAAGUCCACUGAACCCAUACACAUAAUCAGUGUCGCUGUGCGAGAGACGGGAGACAUGGAUGACAUGCAAAUGUCGCAAAUUUUUGGUAACUACUGUAAAGCGCAUCUCGAUGAAUUAUACCAAAGACGUAUACGACGUAUAACUUUUGCAGCCUUGAAAAAGCGCCAAUUUCCGAAAUUUUUUACCUAUCGAGCUCGGGAUAAUUUCGAAGAGGAUCGCAUUUAUCGUCACCUAGAACCAGCAUGUGCAUUCCAGUUGGAAUUGAAUCGCAUGAAAACUUAUGAACUCGAAGCGCUACCCACUGCCAAUCAGAAAAUGCAUUUGUAUCUUGGCAAAGCCAAGGUAUCCAAAGGCCAGGAAGUCACGGACUACCGAUUCUUUAUACGAUCAAUUAUACGACAUUCAGAUUUAAUAACCAAAGAGGCUUCAUUCGAGUACCUACAAAAUGAGGGUGAACGCGUUUUAUUGGAGGCUAUGGACGAAUUGGAAGUAGCUUUUUCUCACCCUCAUGCCAAGCGUACUGAUUGUAAUCAUAUAUUUUUGAAUUUUGUACCAACUGUUAUUAUGGAUCCGACCAAAAUCAAAGAAUCAGUUACGAAAAUGAUUAUGCGUUAUGGACCACGUUUGUUGAAAUUACGUGUUCUGCAAGCCGAACUGAAAAUGGUCAUACGUCAGUCAACCCAGUCACCCACGCAAGCAGUGCGUCUUUGCAUAGCAAACGAUUCCGGUUAUUUCUUGGAUAUAUCUAUGUACACCGAGGUCACUGACGCCGAUACUGGUGUGAUUAAAUUUAAGGCUUAUGGUGAAGAGCAGGGGUCUUUACAUGGCCUGCCUAUUUCAACUCCUUAUGUCACUAAAGAUUUUUUACAGCAGAAACGAUUCCAAGCUCAAAGUAAUGGUACUACUUACGUGUACGACAUACCCGACAUGUUUCGUCAAAUGACAGAACGCCAUUGGAAGCAGUUCUCUAAAGCACGGCCCACUGUCGAUGUGCGUAUACCAGAGAAGGUGUUGUUGGAAUGUGUGGAACUUGUUCUCGAUGGUGAUAGUCUAAUUGAAAUGAAACGUUUACCGGGUGAGAACACGGUGGCUAUGGUAGCCUGGCGUAUAGUCUUGGCUACACCAGAAUAUCCCGAAGGCCGUGAGAUUAUUAUGAUAGCCAACGAUUUGACGUAUUUCAUAGGUUCUUUCGGCAUACAGGAAGAUAUUCUUUUUCACAGAGCGUCAGAGCUGGCAAGAGCCAGAAAGGUGCCUAGAAUAUAUAUUUCGGCUAACAGUGGAGCCCGCAUUGGUUUAGCAGAAGAAGUAAAAUCUUUGUUCAGAGUGGCUUGGGAAGAUCCUGAAGAACCAGAUAAGGGUUUUAAAUAUCUAUAUCUUUCCACAGAGGAUUAUGCAAAGGUGGCAAACCAAAAUUCCAUACGAGCUAUACUCAUCGAAGAUGAAGGCGAACCACGUUAUAAAAUCACUGAUAUCAUUGGUAAAGACGAUAGUUUAGGGGUAGAAAAUCUACGUUAUGCUGGCCUUAUAGCUGGAGAAACUUCUAAAGCUUACGAAGAUAUUGUUACCAUUUCAAUGGUAACUUGUCGUGCGAUUGGUAUUGGUGCGUACGUUGUCCGUUUGAGCCAACGCGUGAUACAGAUAGAAAACUCUCAUAUUAUUCUAACGGGAUAUGCGGCUCUCAACAAGUUGCUUGGUCGAAAAGUGUAUGCUUCGAAUAAUCAAUUAGGUGGUGUCCAAAUUAUGUAUAAUAACGGUGUAUCGCAUAAGACAGAACCUUAUGAUUUAGAGGGUGUUUAUACUAUUCUGGAUUGGUUAUCAUAUAUGCCGGCAUACAUUGGAUGUGGUUUGCCAAUCGUUCAGCCUAAUGACCGUAUAGAUCGACCUGUAGAUUUUAUACCUACCAAGUCGCCUUAUGAUCCGCGUUGGAUGUUGGGUGGAAGAAUUAAUCCGGCAAAUUCUAAUGAGUGGGAAAAUGGUUUCUUUGAUCGCAAUAGUUGGAGUGAAAUUAUGGCACCUUGGGCUAAAACUGUAGUCACUGGUCGAGCACGAUUGGGCGGCAUACCCUGUGGGGUAAUUGCGGUCGAAACUCGCACUGUUGAACUUGAAAUGCCUGCUGAUCCGGCCAAUCUAGAUUCGGAAGCUAAAACCUUACAACAAGCUGGCCAAGUAUGGUAUCCAGAUUCUUCUUUUAAAACUGCUCAGGCCAUUAAAGAUUUCAAUCGUGAAGGUUUGCCUUUAAUCAUCUUUGCCAAUUGGCGUGGUUUCUCUGGUGGCAUGAAAGAUAUGUAUGAACAAAUUGUUAAAUUUGGAGCCUAUAUCGUAGACGGUUUAAGGGAAUAUAACAAGCCAGUUUUAAUUUAUUUGCCGCCAAAUUCUGAAUUGCGAGGCGGGGCUUGGGCUGUCUUGGACCCUCUUAUUAAUCCACGUUAUAUGGAAUCUUAUGCAGAUCCAGAGGCUAGAGGGGGUGUUUUAGAGCCCGAGGGCAUUGUAGAGAUUAAAUUUAAGGAGAAAGAUUUAAUCAAAACAAUACAUCGCUUAGAUCCUACCACAAUAACGUUGAAAAAAGAAAUGGACGAAUUGUUGACCAAGGGCGACAAAGCGAAAGUCGUUUUGCUAGAGAAUAGGAUUAAAGAACGAAUUGCCGCUUUGAUGCAUGUCUAUCACACAGUAGCCGUACACUUUGCUGAUUUACAUGAUACUCCAGAACGGAUGAUGGAAAAAGACUGCAUCAGUGGAAUUGUGCCUUGGCGGGAAUCACGUCUUUGGAUAUAUUGGCGUUUGCGACGUCUCAUAUUAGAAGACUCGUAUAUUAAGAAGAUUCUCAAAACCCAGGAAAAUCUUUCAGUGGGUCAAGCUAAACAAAUGUUGCGACGUUGGUUAGUAGAAGAUAAAGGAGCUUCGGAGUCCUAUAUCUGGGAUAAAAACGAAGAUAUGGUUCAUUGGUAUCUGGAACAAGAAAAAUCCGACUCCGUAGUCCUGCGUAAUAUAAAUGCAGUGCGUAAAGAUGCUAUUAUUUCAUCAAUAACCAAAAUGUUAGAGGAUUAUCCUGAAGUUACUUUAGAUACUGUAGUCGCCUUGUGUCAAGGCCUUACCUCAGUCAACCGUGGUGUUGUUGUACGCACCUUAACACAAAUGCAAUUAAAUGAGGAAACUUCAGCAGCCUCCAGUACAAAUGCAACUCAAGGAUGAUAUCAGCAUUAUUUGUAGUUACAAAAUUCGAAGCUAAGUCAAUGCUUAAUACAGCGAAGUCAACUUUUCGAAACUAAUAUUUUUAAAAAUACCCCCGGCAUUUUCAUAUUAAUAUCCUAUCGACCGAUUUUAGUUUUAAUUAUAUUUCCUGGUCCUUAGUGCUAUUGAUAACGUUACCAUUAUUAUCAUUAGUUCAAUAGAGAUGUUAGUUUACAUUCUCAGAAUAAUUUUUAACAAGAGUAUGCGACCUUCCUUUCUUUUUCUCUUUUCUAAUUGUUUGGUCUCUUUGCUUGGCUCGUUGAGACUUGGAAUUAAUUUAGAAUUUACAUUUUUCAUUUGUAAUAUCGAAUAAUAUGAACGCUCAGCUUAUUUCGUCCAACAGAAGUUUUCCAUUUCGUUAUUAAUUAUUUUAUUUACUAAUUUAAAAAAUGAAAGAAUUAUAAAGUGUUGAACAAUUCUCCAUUAAUUAUAAGAUUUUCGUAAUAAAGUGUUCACCCAUUAAUUAUAA
Messenger RNA from Glossina fuscipes, 7843 nucleotides. RefSeq names its product acetyl-CoA carboxylase (gene ACC). NCBI's taxonomy places the organism in Eukaryota, Metazoa, Arthropoda, Insecta, Diptera, Glossinidae. Bases 97 to 7335 code for a protein of 2412 amino acids. Gene Ontology annotation, biological process: fatty acid biosynthetic process. Gene Ontology annotation, molecular function: ATP binding; metal ion binding; acetyl-CoA carboxylase activity. The transcript is spliced from 15 exons. The record is from RefSeq and is a predicted model, not a curated record.